Molecule: messenger RNA, 2670 nt
Organism: Schistosoma bovis
Lineage: Eukaryota; Metazoa; Platyhelminthes; Trematoda; Strigeidida; Schistosomatidae
Source: the annotation of a GenBank genome assembly
CCUAGAUUUCUUGCGGUGGCGAUUGGACCUCCUGGGAAUGGCGGUAUCUUGCAAUAUUGGGGAGAUAGACGUUAGCAACAAAGAAAGUAGAUUUCCAUUUUGGUUAAGAUGGAGUCGUACAUCAAAUGAUCUUCUAAAAUCCUCGGAGCAAAAACUGCUGUCACGAAUAAAAAGCGGUGUCGAGGCUUUUUUCGUGCCUAUUUUCAAUGGCUCCUGCUACAUCAGGACCUUUGUUUUCCGACGUCAUAAAUCGGACCAAAUAUCGCCUACAGGCAGAACCACAGAUACAAACCAAGCCAUUCCCAUUGUAUUGGUCCAUGGAUUUGGUUCUGGAUCUGCUCUUUGGUGUAAAAACAUUGAUGCGUUCGCCUGCUAUCGCCCUGUGUAUUCACUUGAUGUUCUCGGAUUCGGACGAAGCUCUCGACCUUCUUUCCCAGUCGACGCCGCUGCAGUAGAGGAAAAGUGGGUCGAGUCUAUUGAGCAGUGGAGAUCAUCGUUAAACCUGGAGAAGUUUAUUUUACUUGGCCAUAGUUUGGGUGGUUUCCUAGCUUGUUCUUAUGCACUUACUCACUCCAACAGGAUUGUUCAUUUGAUCCUAGCAGAUCCUUGGGGUUUUGUCGAGGAUCCUUUAAAAGUUAAAGAUCAGUCGAAUGUAGGUGCAGCUCAAGCAUGGAUAUUUUCGACUUUCCGUCAAAUAUUCCGUCCCUUUAAUCCUUUAUCCUUUCUUCGUGCUGCCGGGCCUUUCGGGCCUAGCCUUAUCCACUAUUUCCGUCAGGAUCUAAGAGGGUUUUUCGAUCAAAGACCCAUUCGCGUGGAAGAGAUGACAGAAAUACCUCGAGCAGAACAACUUGAAUCGACCCAGAAUUUUUCUUACGAUAAUCACAUUCAGUCAACUAAUGGUGAGGAUGAUGUUUUCAAGCCUCCAUCACCGAUCCACAGAACGAUGAAGACUGGGGAAACCGUCUAUGACAAAUCAAAUUCCAAUACAAUGGAUUCUAUUGAUUUAAACGAUUUGGAUGGGUCUGUAGCUUUGGAUUACGUCUAUCAUAUUAACUGUCAGCAUCCAAGAUGUGGUCUUUUCUGGAUUAGGGGAAAAUUAAUAUUACGAAUUGUGGUGUUAAUAAUAAUGAACCGAAAAGCGACUUAUUUCGUAUUCUGUGAUUACUUAAAAUACAAUUUUCAUUUAAGCGGUGAAACAGGAUUCAAGUCAUUAUGUAGUUCAGUUGGAUGGCCUCAACGCCCAAUGUUAGACAGAAUUAGUCAACUCGAUCCUAAUGUUCCUGUCACCUUUAUAUAUGGUUCUCGAUCAUGGAUGGAUUUAUCAUCAGGAUAUAGAACUCGUGUAUUACUUCCUAAUUCGUACGUAGAUGUAAAGGUUGACAUACUUCGAAAAUUUCCAAACCCAGAAUUCUUGAUUCCAGUUAUCUGUUGUAUGAAUGAACAGAUCCAGGAAUUGUGAAUAAUUUAUCUGACUGAUAAAGUGUAAAUAUUCUAGUGUACCAAAUUUACUUGACUGAGCUAUGAUAUGUUGUAGCUGAAAUAGCAGUGUUGAACUGGUAAUCGAAGGAGCCGGACAUCAAGUGUAUGCUCAGAUGUCUGAAGAAUUCAAUGCUUAUGUAAAUAUGAUUGGACAACGCGUUGACAAUGGUGACUCAUUUACUCCGGGAGUUUAUAAUCCAAAUCCAGACUCUAAAAGAACAACAUGCUUUAAUGGUACGAAUAAAACCAAUGAAAAUAUAGAGUCCCGUGGUAAUAACACUUCGAUAAAGGGACAUAAUAGCCGGAUUCGUCAUAAGCGUUCGUCUUGUUCAUCACUCCAGGGAGAUACUUCAAUGCUAGCUCAAUCUAAUCGUUAUAUUCAAAACAGUAAGCAUGUUUUUCCAAAUGAAGAAGCAAGUGACGAAGCAUCCGAUUAACUUUCUUCACUCAAUGAAGCCUAUUUUGCCAUUAAUUAUGUAAUUUUUCGUCACAUUGAGGUUUGUAUCGCUAAAUAACAAGCUGUGACCUGAGUUUUAUGAAACUGUAAAGUAUUUGAAGUACUCAUGACAUAAAAUACGAAAACAACAAUACAAUUCUCAUAAUUGUUUCAGCCUUUCUAGUUCAAAUACACUAUCAAGAGACCAUAACAUUUAGUGUUUUUAUCUUCCAGUCUCAUCACUGCUCUCCUCAUUUUAUGUUUUUACUUUUGAUAUCUUUCAUUUGAUUAGAAUUCAGCUUUCACUAUUUUCUCAUAUAACUGAUCCUGAUAACCUAAUCAGUUUGACAGGUGAAAUUUGCUGCUCGAUACUAAUAAUGAUCAUAAGAUAAAUAAGAUUCACAAACAUUUAUUGUUUAAUUUAGGUACCUAUAAAGUAAUUUGUGAUAAAGAGGAGGUUGAUUCUGAAUAAUCGUUCUCUUUUGUUUAGAAUUAGCAUCUUACAGGGUGUAAAUUAUUUCUCUGAAUCCCCUCUCUCUGAUUGGUUGAAUCAAAAGGUUUCUAUGUCACUAAUAAUGAUUACCCAGAAAAAUUCAUUUCUCAUUUAUUUAUUUACUUAUUUAUUUAUUAUUUUUUACGGUACUUUUGAUUUUUACUCAAAAUUUAUUUUCCUCCUUAUGUAUUUUUAUGAUUUGAUAACUAUUUUUUAAUUUGAUUGCCAAUGCAAUAAUUAAUUAUAUCGUUGAUGCUUAACA